AAUGUUCAGAUUAUUAAAAAAAACACUGUAACCUAAAAUUUUCAACAAAUUUUAGUGUUCUAAUAUUUUAGUAAAUGAAAUAGUUUCCUAAUUAGAAGCUAUUACAGCGUAGUAAACGCUGUACCUGUCUGUGUUUAAGUUCCUACCACGUACCAUUCAGCAUGGCAGCCGAAAUUAGUGAAGCCGAUCAAAUCAAGACGUUCAAGGAUUUCCUGGUGCAAUACAAUAAACUGUCAGAACUGUGUUUCAAUGACUGCAUUCAUGAUUUCACUUCAAGAUCUCUGAAGUCCUCUGAGGAUAAAUGUACUUCAAACUGCAUGGAGAAAUACCUGCGAAUGAACCAGAGGGUCUCCCAAAGGUUCCAUGAAUUCCAAAUGAUAGCAAAUGAGAAUAUGCUCGCAAUGGCCCAAAAAGCUGGGAACCCUAGCUAAUUCCUGCUGAACAGACUCAUCUAAGUAGUGACUUCAGUCUUAAUUAUUAUAUUUUUUGUUAGAAUUUAUUGUCUUCAGUGAAGACUAAUAAAAUUGUUAUGGGUUAGAAA
Molecule: messenger RNA, 541 nt
Organism: Cydia splendana
Lineage: Eukaryota; Metazoa; Arthropoda; Insecta; Lepidoptera; Tortricidae
Gene: Tim9a
Product: mitochondrial import inner membrane translocase subunit Tim9
Exons: 3
Coding region: 162-431 (89 amino acids)
Source: RefSeq, a predicted model, not a curated record